This is a messenger RNA of Pan troglodytes (chimpanzee), 3552 nucleotides long. RefSeq names its product speedy protein E18-like. The transcript has 7 exons. Bases 570 to 1625 code for a protein of 351 amino acids. Lineage: Eukaryota; Metazoa; Chordata; Mammalia; Primates; Hominidae. Gene Ontology annotation, molecular function: protein kinase binding. The record is from RefSeq and is a predicted model, not a curated record. Gene Ontology annotation, biological process: positive regulation of cyclin-dependent protein serine/threonine kinase activity.
UUUAGGCCUCAAAAUGUCUCUUGUACAUGAUAAUCUCACUCUUGUACAUGAUAAUCUCACUCUUGUACAUGAUAAUCUCACUCUUAUAAGGUUUCAUCGUUUCUGCUUACCCUAGUUUUCUUUCCCACUCUGUUCCCUCUCCCACCAGACUGGACUCUGAAAUGGGCAUGUACAGAGACGAAGAGACCCCAACAUGCUUCAGGCUUUGAGUGGAGAGGACACAGCCUCUGCUGGGACAGGGAACAGAGGGAUGUGGAGUCCCUGAAGAUGCUUUUGGACAAUGGUCUGAGGUUGGGACAGUGGCAGGAGAUACCAUUCACCCAGGAUCUCCAGGACAAGAGAUCAGAAUGGCAGUUACAAGUGUUUUUUUUCAAACUGGUUGCCAGGUUGGCAUGAGCCAUGACAUCAGAGAUUCCGACCUUCCUGAUUGGAGGGACCGGACUCCGUGGUGCCUGGAGAUCAGUUGGACAACAGUAUCUUCUCAGAGCUGUUCUCCACUCCUGACUUCUCCUAGGCUUGAGAAUUGAUAACAUACUCUUCUGAAUCCGAGCAGUGUCCAGAAGAAGGCCAUGGACAGAACGGAGACUAGGUUCCGUAAGAGGGGACAGAUUACAGGAAAGAUCACGACCAGCCAUCAACCACACCCCCAGAAUGAGCAGAGUCCCCAGCGGAGCACCUCGGGGUACCCCCUCCAGGAGGUGGUGGAUGAUGAAGCGUUGGGACCAUCAGCCCCUGGGGUAGAUCCCAGCCCCCCAUGUAGGUCCCUUGGCUGGAAAAGGAAGAGGGAGUGGUCAGAUGAAUCUGCGGGGGAGCCGGAGAAGGAGCUCGCCCCUGAGCCUGAGGAGACCUGGGUAGUGGAGAUGCCGCGUGGGCUCACGAUGAAGCUGAAGCAACAGCGAGUGUCACCCAUCCUCCCUGAGCACCACAAGGACUUCAACAGUCAGCUUGCCCCUGGGGUAGAUCCCAGCCCCCCGCAUAGGUCCUUUUGCUGGAAAAGGAAGAUGGAGUGGUGGGACAAAUCUGAGGAGUCGGAGGAGGAGCUACGGAAGGUGCUCGCCCCUGAGCCUGAGGAGAUCUGGGUGGCGGAGAUGCUGUGUGGCCUCAAGAUGAAGCUGAAGCGACGGCGAGUGUCGCUCGUGCUCCCUGAGCACCAUGAGGCCUUCAACAGGCUGCUUGAGGAUCCUGUCAUUAAAAGAUUCCUGGCCUGGGACAAAGAUCUGAGGGUGUCGGACAAGUAUCUCCUGGCUAUGGUCAUAGCGUAUUUCAGCCGGGCCGGCCUCCCCUCCUGGCAAUACCAACGCAUUCAUUUCUUCCUGGCUCUCUACCUGGCCAAUGACAUGGAGGAGGAUGACGAGGACUCCAAACAAAACAUCUUCUACUUCCUGUAUGGGAAGACCCGCUCUCGCAUACCCUUGGUCCGUAAGCGUCGGUUCCAGUUAUGCCGUUACAUGAACCCGAGGGCCAGGAAGAACCGCUCUCAGAUAGCCCUGUUCCAGAAACUUCGGUUCCAGUUCUUCUGUUCCAUGAGCGGCAGGGCUUGGGUUUCCCCGGAGGAGUUGGAGGAGAUCCAGGCUUAUGACCCAGAGCACUGGGUGUGGGCGCGAGAUCGCGCUCACCUUUCCUAGAGCUCCAGGGACCGUGGAGGCCUGAGGUCAUCGGCCUGAGAGAAGGUACAUCUGCAUCCUCCGGGGUAAAGGCAGAAUAUUGGGGUCUAUUUUGGAAAUCCGAGGAACCCAAUUGCUUGAUCCCGCUUCAAGCCUGGGCAACGUGGCGAGAUCCCCUCUGCACAAAAAUACAAAAAUUAGCCAGGCGAUGUGGGACGCAUCUCUACUCCCAACUACUCAGGAGGCUGAGGCGGGAGGAUCGCUGGAGCCUGGAAGGUCGGGGCCGCACGGAGCCCUGAUCCUGCCACUGCACUCCAGUCUGGGCGACAGAGUGAGACCCUGCCUCAAAAAUAAUCAUAAAUACUGAGUUUGGGGAGGUUCAUUAUGAUUGACGCACUUGAGUUACCGAUUUGGGUCGAGGGUUCAGUGAAGCUUUGGUUUACAUCUUGUGCAGCUAACCACGGUGAGCACAGAGCAUGAGACUUCAUCAUGAGGAGGUAGGAUUAAGGAUUAGGCUUCUGGACUCGUGGUUCGUGAUGUUGUCACAUUAGAAACACAUCCAGCAUGGCACAUGUAUACAUAUGUAACUAACCUGCACAAUGUGCACAUGUACCCUAAAACUUAAAGUAUAAUAAAAAAAAAAAAAAAAUCAUCAAAAAAGAAAAAAAAAAGAAACACAUCUAGCAUGGUUACAAGUUUAGAUCUUAAGUGACACAAAAGGCCCCAGCUGUGAUGAAGUCCAAAGCCACAUUCUCUGAGGGUGCCCUACUCCUUGGGAAGACCCAACCAAAGUCCUUGCUAUGAAGCAGAUCACUGGGGCUGACCUUGGGUGUAUUAAGUGAGUUUUGGAGUCGUGGUCACCAAAGUGUGAGUUUCACAGUUGAACACGAUGGUUCAGAAGCAGGGUAUAGAAUGAAAGGCAGCAGAUAAAAUUGCAUUUCUCAAUUGCUCUGAACUCUAGACUUGACAUGGGAUGUGAAUAACCUUCCUGUCUAGAGAGCUGCCUCCUUGAAGUGUGACAUUGUCUCUCUCACUUCCAGAACACCGGACCCAGGGGAGAUGUGGAUUUUCAGCAGGAACUUUAUUCCAAUGCUAAUGGCAGACACCAGGAAGGAGGAGAGGAACCAUUUGUGCACAUCAUCUAGAAGAACCUGGACCAUUCUUGAUGGAGCUGAAUACAGUGAUCACGUUGUCCUCCUAGGAGCAGGGGUGGGGGGAGGGGGGUGGGGGUACUUCUAGGAGUCCUUGGAGAAAACUAAGAAACCAGGAGUGUUUCCAGUUCCACCCUUUCCUGCGGCACCACCACCCUUUUUAUAUUGCUGAAUUCCAACCUCCCUGGGGCGGAACCUGGAGGUCCUGCUUCUUACGGACUUGGUUGCCACGGUCCAGGAGCAUUUGAAGGCACAGUGCAGGGGCUCAGAUUGGCACAGAAUUCUUUUGUGAAAUAUCAGUGCCACAGAUUGUAACAGAUAGCUUCAUGCACACUCUGCAUUUUAUUGGUUUGUUUGGAAAAUGUUGGCCAUUGAAUUAUUCAUAGAUUUAUUUCAAAUAGUUUGGAAAUUGUUGUACUUUUGAAAACAUGCUGUUCCUGUAGUUUUUUGAUGAGAGUUAUAGUUGUUAUAUAUACAUAAAGAUAAUUUUCUUUUCAUUUUUAAGAGACAAUUCUUUUUAUCCUAAAUAUUUUAUUAUCUUUAAAUUUUUUUCUGUAUUAUUAUAUGUGCUCCUGAAGCGAGCACUCUUUUUAUCUAUGAUACUUCCAUAAUAAUCUCUUCUAUUUAUAGCUAUUGGUAGUUCCCCACCAGAAAAAAACAUAAUUCCGGUGAUAGAAAUUUUUAUUUGCUGUUUAGGUUUGUGACUGAAUUGUGAGAAUUCAGUUGUGAUUUUUAACGUGUCUCAGAUAUAUAUACUAACACGUCUAAUAUAUACUAUCUAUUUUACUGGUUUAUUU